CAAAAGUAUAAAAGCAAUAUACAGGGCUGUUUCAAUAAUUAGUUCAGAAAUAAGAACGAUACUAAAAUCACAAUGAAGGCUUUCGUUGUAGUUUUGGCUGUUGCUAGCCUUUUGGCCACAGCUAAUGCCGGUUUUCUGGGAUUAUUAGGUGGAGGCGGCCAUGGCGGCGGAUAUGGAGGUGGCUAUGGAGGCGGCCAUGGUGGCGGUUAUGGUGGUGGAGGCUAUGGUGGUGGAGGCUAUGGUGGUGGCGGCUACGGUGGUGGCGGCUACGGUGGUGGCCAUGGCGGUGGUCAUGUCAGUGUGUACAAAGUUAUUACUACAUCCCACGGUGGUGGCGGCUAUGGAGGUGGCGGCUAUGGUGGUGGCGGCUACGGUGGUGGCGGCUAUGGAGGUGGCGGUUACGGUGGUGGCGGCUAUGGUGGUGGCGGCUAUGGAGGUGGCGUUCAUGGUGGUGUUUAUAAAAUCAUCACAACUUCUGGCGGCUACGGUGGUGGUGGCUACGGUGGUGGCGGCUACGGUGGCGGCCAUGGCGGCUGGAAUUCCGGUUGGGAUAAGAAAUAAUUCUAGUCAUGCUAGUUUUAUUAGACAUAAAUUAAUCCACAUCAUAACUGAAAACAAUAAAGCUUAAUAAUUCUUAAAUUAAUAUACAAAUUAAA
Messenger RNA from Calliphora vicina (urban bluebottle blowfly), 656 nucleotides. RefSeq names its product acanthoscurrin-2-like. The record is from RefSeq and is a predicted model, not a curated record. Lineage: Eukaryota; Metazoa; Arthropoda; Insecta; Diptera; Calliphoridae. The transcript is spliced from 2 exons. Bases 73 to 561 code for a protein of 162 amino acids.